AUGCCUCCCAAGUCCAAGGCCGGAACCGGUAAGAAGCCCGCCGCUGCGCCCUUCGGUGCCAGCAAGACCACCAAGGCUGCGAAGAACCCUCUCUUCGAGUCUCGUCCCAAAAACUUCGGUAUCGGCCAGGACAUCAGGCCCAAGACCGACCUGACCCGCUUCGUGAAGUGGCCUGAAUACGUCCGCCUCCAGCGCCAGAAGGUCAUCCUCUCCCAGCGCCUGAAGGUUCCCCCCGCCAUCGCCCAGUUCUCUCACACUCUCGACAAGAACACCGCCACCCAGCUCUUCAAGCUCCUCAACAAGUACCGCCCCGAGACUAAGCAGGAGAAGAAGGCUCGUCUUGACGCUGCUGCCAAGGACGCUGCUGAGGGCAAGGAGGCCCAGAAGGACAAGAAGCCCCUUUUCGCCAAGUACGGUCUCAACCACUGUGUUGCCCUCGUCGAGGCCAAGAAGGCUGCUCUCGUCGUCAUCGCCCACGAUGUUGACCCCAUCGAGCUCGUCAUCUUCCUCCCCGCUCUCUGCCGCAAGAUGGGUGUCCCCUACGUCAUCGUCAAGGGUAAGGCCCGUCUCGGCACAGUCGUCCACAAGAAGACUGCCGCCGUCCUCACCAUCCAGGAGGUCAAGUCGGAGGAUGAGCGCGAGCUCGCCACCCUCGUCUCUGCCGCCAAGGCUAACUUCUCCGACAAGUACGAGGAGUCCCGCAGGCAGUGGGGUGGAGGUCUUCGUGGCAACAAGUCCAAGGAGAUGCUCCGCAAGCGUGCCAAGGCCUCUGGCCAGAGCAUCACCGCCGCCUCCGUCGGCAAGCUCUAA
Stereum hirsutum FP-91666 SS1 is the source of this 810-nucleotide messenger RNA. RefSeq names its product ribosomal protein L4. Gene Ontology annotation, cellular component: ribonucleoprotein complex. The transcript is spliced from 5 exons. The record is from RefSeq and is a predicted model, not a curated record. NCBI's taxonomy places the organism in Eukaryota, Fungi, Basidiomycota, Agaricomycetes, Russulales, Stereaceae. Gene Ontology annotation, biological process: ribosome biogenesis. The coding region runs from base 1 to 810 and encodes 269 amino acids.